This is a messenger RNA of Sciurus carolinensis (gray squirrel), 3409 nucleotides long. It is a transcript of the gene Mat1a, whose product is annotated as methionine adenosyltransferase 1A. The transcript has 9 exons. Gene Ontology annotation, cellular component: cytosol. NCBI's taxonomy places the organism in Eukaryota, Metazoa, Chordata, Mammalia, Rodentia, Sciuridae. Gene Ontology annotation, molecular function: ATP binding; methionine adenosyltransferase activity. Gene Ontology annotation, biological process: S-adenosylmethionine biosynthetic process. Bases 222 to 1412 code for a protein of 396 amino acids. The record is from RefSeq and is a predicted model, not a curated record.
AAGCUCAGACCAGUCGGAGGGAGUGACACAUCCUAUUCCAUCCGCUCCCUCCCCCUCGCCCAUCCUCACCUUACUUUCAGGUGCUCACUGGGCAGUUAGGCAGAAGUGAUCCCUGUGACUCUGCCAAAUACAAGCCUGUGGGUCUGUAGGGAAAAAACCCCAGGCAAAAUCACAGCACUGAAAUUGUCACCUUGAAGGAGCAGAGUAGAAAAGUGUGAAAAAUGAAUGGACCUGUGGAUGGCUUGUGUGACCAUUCUCUAAGUGAAGAAGGAGCCUUCAUGUUCACAUCAGAAUCUGUAGGAGAGGGACAUCCGGAUAAGAUCUGUGACCAGAUCAGUGAUGCAGUGCUGGAUGCCCACCUCAAGCAAGAUCCCAAUGCCAAGGUGGCCUGUGAGACAGUGUGCAAGACAGGCAUGGUGCUGCUGUGUGGGGAGAUUACCUCGAUGGCCAUGGUGGACUACCAGCGGGUGGUGAGGGACACCAUCAAGCACAUUGGCUACGACGACUCUGCCAAGGGCUUUGACUUCAAGACCUGCAAUGUGCUGGUGGCUCUGGAGCAACAGUCCCCAGAUAUUGCCCAAUGUGUCCAUCUAGACAGAAAUGAAGAGGAUGUUGGUGCAGGAGAUCAGGGUUUGAUGUUUGGCUAUGCCACUGACGAGACAGAAGAAUGCAUGCCUCUCACCAUUAUCCUCGCUCACAAGCUCAAUGCCCGUAUGGCAGAUCUGAGGCGCUCCGGUGUCCUCCCUUGGCUAAGGCCAGACUCCAAGACUCAGGUGACAGUUCAAUACAUGCAGGACAAUGGUGCAGUCAUCCCUGUGCGCAUCCACACCAUCGUAAUCUCUGUGCAGCACAACGAAGACAUCACGUUGGAUGACAUGCGCAGGGCACUGAAGGAGCAGGUGAUCAGGGCCGUGGUGCCGGCCAAGUACCUGGAUGAAGACACCAUUUACCACCUGCAGCCCAGUGGCCGGUUUGUCAUCGGAGGUCCCCAGGGGGAUGCAGGUGUCACUGGUCGCAAGAUUAUUGUGGAUACCUAUGGCGGCUGGGGGGCUCAUGGUGGUGGGGCCUUCUCUGGAAAGGACUACACCAAGGUGGACCGCUCAGCAGCUUAUGCCGCCCGUUGGGUGGCCAAGUCCCUGGUGAAAGCAGGGCUCUGCCGGAGAGUGCUUGUCCAGGUGUCCUAUGCCAUUGGUGUGGCGGAGCCACUGUCCAUUUCCCUCUUCACCUAUGGAACCUCACAGAAGACAGAGAGAGAGCUGCUUGAUGUGGUGAAUAAGAACUUCGACCUUCGACCGGGUGUCAUUGUCAGGGAUUUGGAUUUGAAGAAGCCAAUCUACCAGAAGACAGCAUGCUAUGGCCAUUUUGGAAGGAGCGAGUUCCCCUGGGAGAUUCCCAAGAAGCUUGUGUUUUAGAGCUGGUGGGAGUUGGGCCUGGCCUUACCCUGGAUGCUGCUCUUCUGCAGGAUUACAACUCUUAAAUUUCCCAGACCCUUCUGGGGCAUGCCUUCCUAACCACCACCCCUCAGGGCAGAGUCAGCUCCCUUUGAUUUUGGUCCAUCCUGUUAUCACCAUGAAUGGCAGGGGGCAGAUGGCUUCCUGGUGCUGGAGGUCAGGUCUCCUUGUGAGGAUAGUCUCAAUGUUCCCUGCCUGUCCCUCAGACAAGGGCAAUGUUGAUUUAGUUUGAAGAUCCUUCCUGUCAGGAGUAAAGUCCCUCACAAACCUCUUACCAGAACCUAGACCCUGACCAGCUCCUCCACCCUGGGUGUGUGCCCAGGUCAGUGCAGUACACACACCUCAGGGCUUCUUGUGGGCCUGGGCAUGCUUGACCUCUCUUCCACAUCUGCAGCUGCACUGCUGAACCAUAGUCUUCACAAACCCCCCGUGUGACUGGGCAUGUGCUGUGGAUAAUGGGCUGAUAUCUCCUGAGCAUCUGCAAUAUGUGGGGAUCUAGCUAAGUACUGGUCUCACAAACGCUUUCCAAUAACACGAUGAUGUAGCACCUUUUAUUAUCCCUAUUUACAAGGGGGAAACUGAGGCACAAAGUCUUUCACAAGGUCUCAGUCACACAUAUCAGGGCUUAGAUGUGAUCCUAGGAUCUUUGACUCAGUAGUCCCUCCCCCAUCCCAGUCUUAUGCCAGAAAUCGACCUUUGCAAUGACUAAGCAGGUUGACAUGAGACUGUGGCUUCUGUCCCAAAGGCCUGGGCCUAGGCUUCCUAGGAGCUAGGGGAGCCACACAGCAGCUCUUGAUGAGCCCUGGACAAUGCUCUAGGAAGUUAGGAUAGAACUGAAAGACUUUCGCUUCCCUCUCUUAUUCCAGAAAAUUUGUUCAGGGCAAGCUGGGCCUCUUGGCCUAUUAGGCUGGGUUAGAGUUUGAAAUGAAGAAGCAGACUUAUAAUAUGAGCUCCCUGAUCUCCCAGGAACCUGUAGGGCUUGGCGUUUUAGGCCUCCAGGAUACGUGGCCUCAGUCACAUCCAGACCCAUCUGGGCCUCCUGUAGUGAGGGCAGCAGCUUGUCUUGGCACAGGUGGGCAGUCCUUAGUCAGGGGACAGGAGCCCUGUGCCCUUCAAGUUUUUCUCCUUCUCUGGCCCUUGUGCCCUCUGCAGUCUGAAUGCUGUUGGAAUAUGUGUGCAGGCCCCUCAGGGGCCCCUUCCAGCAAGACUAUUCCUAAGGCCAAGAUACCCAGCGUUAAAUAGUGACCCAGUGCAGGGCUUGCCUCCUGGUUGUCUGAGAUGUCAUGAGGAGAUUCUGUCUUUGCUAGGGUAGCUUUUUGGGUACAGAUUAUCUCCCAUGAGGGCCUGGGAGGUCCCUGGUCCCCUGAGUCUUUGAAGCUACUUGCUGCUUUGACUUUCCAUCUGUGGCUGGCACCACUUGCCCCACCCAUCCUCAACCUGGGCCAUACUCGGCAAACCUCCACCUUCUCCCCAGCUUCCAGGGAUGCAGGCUCAGGAAGAACACCAGGGACCUGGCUCUUCAGGGCACACAUGGCCAGAUCUGGCUGGGAGAGGCAGCCAGGAAACCUCAUUUAGGGAGCAGAUGUCCUGCUUGCUCCCUUGUGCCUCUGGGAGCACAGAGACCCCAGCCCUUAACAUCAAGGAAUCGAAACUCUGCAGGGGAAGUAAAACUCAAGUCUUAGCGGUCAUCAAACCCUUGAGCUAGUGAGUAACACAGAAGCUGGGGUCUCUCCACUGGGCUCCUCAAGUCUCUCUUUGCAGAGGGAGGGACAGGUUUGCAGGUGAUCCAGUUCCUCUAACUUGGGCUCUAUUUGGAUUAAAAAUUCAGAAUUUUACACUUUCCCUACACCCUAGAGAAACAAGAUCCUUUUUGCUAACAUUGUUAAUAUAAAAGUAAAACAUUUAUUUGUUAAUAGUUCCCGCUAGGGUCAUGAAUAAAAACUCAUUAGGAGCAAUUA